CUUUUCUCAAUUGGAAAAAAGAAGGAAGUGGUCAUAUCGUAUUCUCAUGUCCUCAUAUCCUCAUAUCCUCUGCCCUCAUAUCGCCAUGACAACAACAACACACUGACUGUUGCAGACUGUCUCCACUUACUUCCUCCCCUUUUCUCUUCGCUCCAUCCCCAUUUACACAUAUCCACCCUUCUACCUAUCUUCGUCCCUAUCCUUCCUCCUCUUCUUCCUCUUCUCCUUCUUAGUGUCGCCAAUACCAGUAACAUAGCACAGGAUGUCGUUUAUGGACAAGUUCAGAACUGUGGCCCAAGAUGUCGGCAAGAGGGCGACCGAGGCAGGAAAACGUUUCCAGGAAACUGCAACCGAGGCCACGAGACAGAUGCAAGAGUCUGCCAAGAACGCCAAUAUCUCCUCCCCUCUUCCUGAUACCAACGCUGCUGAGGACCUCAAGAAGGCCGCCAACCUGCUGCGUGGAUUCGUGAACAAGGAUGAGAACGAGGCUGGAUUCGACAAUAUUAUCCCGCCAGAGAUUCUGCGUAAGGCCAAGGGUUUGGCCAUCUACACUGUUGUCAAGGCUGGGUUUAUUGUCAGCGCUCGUGGAGGCAGUGGAGUAGUCGUGAUCAAAAAGGACGAUGGACAGUGGUCUGCACCCAGCUUCAUCGCCACGGGUGGUGUUGGAUUCGGUGCCUUAGUCGGUGCAGACAUCACAGACAUCAUUCUCGUACUCAUGACGGACGAGGCUGUCGAGACAACCUUUAUCCAGGGCGGUAGCGUGACCCUGGGUGGUGGUCUCUCUGUCAGUGCUGGACCUGUCGGUGUCGGCGGUGAGGUCGGCGUCUCUGCCAACACACAGGCCGCCAACACGUCCCAGAUCUUCUCGUACACAAAGUCCAAGGGCUUGUUUGCGGGCGUCUCCCUCGAUGGAACGGUUCUGCUGGAGCGUAAGGAGGCCAACGCAGCCUUCUAUGGACGUGCCAUCUCUGCGGCCGAGAUCCUCAAGACGAUGCCUCAGCCUCCCGAGGCCCUUGAGCUGUACACGGUCAUCGAAGCCGGUCUUAGUCGCGAACUGUAAAGGAGCACAAAGAUCCGUGGACAAGGCAGAUCGAUUGCCUCCGCUCAUUUUUUGUCUCUUCGCGAUAUUUCAAUACACCCAUGAAUCAAUUGCUUGUAAAUAAAGUCGCGUUUUCUCGCAGUUCUUUUUUGGAAA
Molecule: messenger RNA, 1195 nt
Organism: Gamsiella multidivaricata
Lineage: Eukaryota; Fungi; Mortierellomycota; Mortierellomycetes; Mortierellales; Mortierellaceae
Exons: 3
Coding region: 263-1060 (265 amino acids)
Molecular function (GO): phosphatidylinositol binding
Source: RefSeq, a predicted model, not a curated record